CAUGAGAAUAACAUAUCAUUUCUUUCGGCUUAGCAAAAUAGAUAUUUCCAAUCAAAUUGAACAAAACAAAAGGUCAAAAAUUCAUAAUUUUAGAAGCUCCAAUAUUAAUUGUCGCCCUCUCCCGUCCCGUAUAUAUAUAUAGGGGAAAAGUUGGUGAGAAGGACAGGACCGAAAAGAGGGUGGGGUGGUGGAUGGACCGAUAGAAAUAAGUCUGCGCUAGCUAGCUUCCGGCCCUGGAUCAUCUAGCCUAGACUACAAGCGAUGAAGAGAGAAGACAGUAAUAAUACUGCCGACAUGCUUAUAAGUUGCAGCAGCAGCAGCAAUCAGGAACCGCCAAAGACGAACAACAACAACAACAACGCCAACGAUAUCAUCAUGCUGUCCUCCUCCUGUAACACUACUACUAGUACGUACCAAGACCGUCUCAAACAAGCAAGCUCCGAAGAAAAGGAGAAGCAGCUCCGCAGAAGCGACGUUGACGAUGGCAACGAGGUGGAGAGAACCAAACUGAGCCUGUUGAGAUACCUGGCCGAACGCCAGGAUCCAUCUUCCAAGGAAGUGGACGAUGCGACGCUGAGAAGGUUUCUGCGAGCGAGGGAUUUGGAUGUGGAGAAAGCAGCGGCCAUGUUUGUCAAGUACCUCAAGUGGAGGGCUGCGUUUGUGCCCAAAGGCUACAUCUCCACCUCAGAGAUCGGCAACGAGAUGGAGCAGAACAAGAUGUUCCUCCAAGGGACUGACCGCCAAGGCCGCCCCGUCGCCCUCGUUUUCGGAGCUCGCCAUUUCCAGAACAAGAUCGGCGGCCUCGACGAGUUCAAGCGUUAUAUAGUUUAUGCUUUCGACAAACUCUUCGCCAGGAUGGGUGGAGGACAGGAGAAAUUUGUGGUGAUCGGAGAUCUUGAAGGUUGGGGGUAUGCAAACUCUGACAUUCGUGGAUAUCUCGCCGCUUUGAACAUUCUGCAGGAUUACUAUCCGGAAAGGCUGGGGAAGUUGUUCAUAGUACACGUCCCGUACGUUUUCAUGGCAGUUUGGAAAGUUGUCUGUCCUUUCAUCGACACCAACACCCGCAAGAAGAUUGUAUUUGUGGAGAACAAGAAUCUGAAAUCCACACUUCUUGAGGACAUCGACGAGAGCCAGAUCCCAGAUAUCUACGGCGGCAAAAUGCCUCUAGUUCCCAUCCAUGAGACCUGAAAUUACAGCAACCUUCAUUCUCAGGUCUUCGACCUCGUGCAUCUUAGUUAUUACAGUUACUUUCCCGUUGUCUAAAUAUGUAUCCCAGUUCUGAUAAUAAAGUUGCAGUACCAAACAAAUCAAACAUUGUAGCUGGUAAAUGCGGAGCCACCCUGCAAAUCUUGAACAAUGUUGAUAUUGUUGUCUAUUCCCCUUCAAUGCUUCUUCUGGUUUUCCUUCCCCUUCUGGAACAAUAGCAUUCAUUCCAUGCACUCAUGCUUGCUUGCCGACUUCAAUGAGAUUUACAAACUGCAAACGUUCUUCAAGUGGACAACAAUGUUUGCACCAGAGUGAUCACCAAAACCAGAAUGGUUCAAGUAAGAUUAAGUUAGCUCAACCUCCUUGCGGAGCCACCUUGCAAAUCUUGAA
Messenger RNA from Linum trigynum, 1596 nucleotides. The record is from the annotation of a GenBank genome assembly. NCBI's taxonomy places the organism in Eukaryota, Viridiplantae, Streptophyta, Magnoliopsida, Malpighiales, Linaceae.